Molecule: messenger RNA, 1137 nt
Organism: Truncatella angustata
Lineage: Eukaryota; Fungi; Ascomycota; Sordariomycetes; Amphisphaeriales; Sporocadaceae
Exons: 1
Coding region: 1-1137 (378 amino acids)
Biological process (GO): regulation of cell cycle
Cellular component (GO): nucleus
Source: RefSeq, a predicted model, not a curated record
AUGCCAAGCCCACAGGCCGCCGCGGGCACUCUGGAUGGCCUCAGAACGCUUGUCCGGACAUCGGCGACCCUCAUCAAGCAGCUCGAGGAAGUCGUCCACCAGAGCGCCCUCGGAAAAGCAGACGCGGCCGCCCCGCCAUCGCCGUCGACUGCCCCGCCACCAUCCGUCGAUGCCUUCUCGCUCGCUCACGAUUCUGCCAGUCUGAUCCGCGCCCACAGCACCAAGCUUUCCCUCCUGAUCAUCAACGAACCCUACACACCCUCCGCCAUCGCCAAAGUUCUGCAGGAGCUCGUUGCUGGGCCCGUCCCCGGCAUCGCAUCCGCGGUGCAGGUCUGCGCGGCCGAUCGCUAUACCGCCGUCGUGCGACAGGAUCUGGCAUGGAGGUGCUAUCGGGUGCUGAAGGAGCUGCGGGGCCUCGUCGAGAUAAUACCGCUCGACGGGAGGGUCCUGUCGGCCGAGAAGAAGGAUGGCGCGAGGGGCGACAAGGGGAGCCUCACUGCGACCGGUGUGAUAUGGUCCGCGUGCGACGACGUAAUACUGCUCAGGAAGCUGGGAGUCGCCGGUCUUCUGGUCAAGAAGGUCCAGCAAUACCGCGACACGCUCCAGGACGUGCUGGAUGAGCUGAAGGAGUGGAAGGAGGAGGGCGAGGAGCAAGAAGAGGACGACGCCGAUGAGGUCGAAUACGUGUCCAGCCAGCUCGACACGACACAUCUGACCGAUCAGGAUAUGGUCGACGACCUGAUGAACACCCGCCACAUACCCCGCGACGACCAGGACAAGAUCGGUCAAAGGCUAGAGAGCUGUUUGAAGCGGUUGCGGCUUACAACACUGCUCUACACCGCAGUGGUGAAGCGACGGUUCAAGACGCUUCCACCGCUUCCAGGCAGCGAGCCAACAUCGGUGGCAAAGAGGCUGGACGAAGUUCUGGCGAUCCUGAAGCAGUUGCCAGAUCAUUUCAACGAUCUGGCUUGCGCCUUCUACGAGUUGGAGCCAGAUGCAAUCGACCAGAACAUGGACACGUGUUUCUUUGACGCUUUUGCCGCGUCCGAGAUGCUCAUGAAGCCCUGGGACGGAGACAAGGACGAGUUUACCGAAUGGGCGCAGAAGUUCCAAGUCAGCAUAAAGAAGCCCGACUAG